AUGAUGCCUCGAAGGUCAAAUCGUCCAAGGCAGACGAGACUUAAUUUCGAGCCCGCGGCAUCCUCAGCGCAGAAAUCAGAAGCCUUCGUGAGGAUCGAUCCGAAUUCUAGCCCAGCUAAGAAGAGAAAGACAAGACUUGACUCUCCACCUGCCUCGAGCGCUGCUCCUCUGACAUCAUCACCUUCAAACAGUCAGCUCAAAGUAGUGGUCAACUCUACAGCAAAAAGAACCACUCAGCUACCAACUCCUGCGCCCUCGUCUCAGGUUGUCGCCGAUGAGAGACAAUUAGAUGACGGAAACGAGAUCGAAGACGGGCUCCUUCAGCGCGGGUCUAGAUCAGAAGCCAAUAAAGGUGUUCAAGCGAUCAUUCCAAGUGACGACGAGGACGUUAUACCAAAAAGUGCAGGGAAAAGGCGCCCAACUACUAUCCUACUAAGCAGUGAAAGUGAUGCAUCGGAGCCCAUCACACCAUCUUCACGGCGUACCAAGAAAUGUGUCUCUAGGACGCCCUCAACACCAUUGAGUGAUAGAGCAAGUCCGGUGAAGCCACGCGGCGCUAGAAGUUUUAUCCUUGGGGGCUCAAGUGGAACAGCAGCGAUACCACAUGGGCAGCCCCGUAGUAGUUUCGGUUCGUCCAAGAGGCCGCGUUUCAAGAUUCAAAAACCAAUCGCGAUUGGUAGUUCUAUUAGUAGCUCUGAAGAGGAUGAUCUAGUAAAUGACUCCCCAAAAAGGACUUUAAGAUCAACCGCCAAACAGCCCGAUACAAGGCCAUCACCUAAUAAGCCGGACCUUAGUUGGGAUUUCUCGGGAUCCGAGCAAUCUGAACAUGUUAAUGGUACAGCAGAGAAGCAAAAGAGAGGCGAGCAGUCUACCUCCAGGAAAGAUCUCAAGCACUCCCAAGCUACUCAGGUUGAAAGCCAAGAGUCAAGCAUUUCAGAUAGUAUUAAAUCACCAAGUAGCAAUACAAAGAGGAAACAGCGGCUUGCUAAGUCUCGUACCGAAAAUUUUGACGAACUGGAACUCGAGGCGGAUCUUGCAGAUCUGAAAGACACUGAAACGCGCCGAACUCGGACACGUGGGAAAACUCAAGCUUCAGCGCGAGAUAAACGACUGAACAAAUUGGAAGAACUGAAACGUCGCAGGUCUGGCAUUGUAGAGAUUAAUGAGGAUGACUCGGCAAAGGAUGACAGUUUUCUACUUGGAGAUACCGAACCUGACUACGACAACGAAGACUUGGAUGAGUACGAGGCAGACUUCAUACAGGAUGAGGGUGAGGAUGAGACUCUUGGAGUCAAUCUAGCAAAGGGUGGAGUACCAUUGCAUCUGACUCGUUUUGCAAAUCUCAAGCCAAUUGAGUACUUCAAGUACGAAGUUGAAUGGAUGAUACACAACAAGUUGGAUCCAGCCUUUGAGCGUCAUGACGAAAUUUACGAGAUGUCUCACAGAAAACUGGAUGAUGAGGUCAAAGGUCACGCAGGCUCAACUUACAAGUCAGCUGCUUGGGGUCAAGAAUUCGCAGAUGCCCUUACGAGCCGGCCAGAGAUCUUUGUGGUAGAAAUCCCGGCUAUGCUCGAACACGACUGCGACGCUUGCAAUCGUUCUGGUCACCCGCCCAAGUACCAAGUGACUUUGAGAGGCCACAAAUACGAUAAGGAGAGCCUGGAGAAAGUUUCGAAUGACGACUCGGAGGAUGAGACUCAAGAGAGAGACGGUUCUGACGAGGAUGAACCGCAAGAAGUUCUUUUUCUUGGGCAGGUUUUUGAAGGCUAUACUAGCACCGAAAAGCUUAUUGCGCGAGAGAGUUGGAACCGUAAGAAGAAAGAAAAAUUGGCUAACAAGAUCGUUGACGGCAUGGUAGAAGAAGGCGAGAUGAAGGAUCUCUAUCGACAAUUCAAGCAAAACUUGGAUUUUGUGAGGUCUGAUAAGGUGCGUUAA
Messenger RNA from Bacidia gigantensis, 1935 nucleotides. RefSeq lists its product as uncharacterized. The transcript is spliced from 2 exons. The record is from RefSeq and is a predicted model, not a curated record. The coding region runs from base 1 to 1935 and encodes 644 amino acids. NCBI's taxonomy places the organism in Eukaryota, Fungi, Ascomycota, Lecanoromycetes, Lecanorales, Ramalinaceae.